AAAGGGGAAGCUGAGCGUUUUGGGGGCCUCGGUGUUGGGAGGUCGUUCUCCGCCCCCCCACCCAUAAGGUCUCAGGCUUGGAAAGUCAUUAUUCAGUGUUAAAACUUCAGGGGGUUGGCGGCGCGUGCCUAGCUCCAAGACACACGAGUGUAAAGCACUAUUGAACGGUCUAACUCCUAAAACCCUGUGAGCCACGUUGCUUUCAAGCAGUACAGUCGGAAACAAGUCACAAAGUGGCCCCGCUUUAAGAACACGAAUAUUAGCACGAUUUUACCCCAACCAGGACGGAGGAAUUCCGACUGGGUUGAGGUCGCCGGGCGAGUACAAUAGAGCAGACUUGUAGCUCUUUUAGUUGCGACGCGCCAUCAGCGCUGCGCAGAGCGGACUCUCCCGACUCUCCAAGGAGUCUCUGCGCGGGGGAGGGGCGCGCGCGCGCGCGGGGCUGGGCAGGCGGGCGCGCGCGCACGAGGGGAGGGAGCCCGCGCAGGCGCUGUGCGAGGCUGUCGAAGAAUCAAGUCUGUAGAAGUGGAGCGGCGCGGCGGCGGCGGCAGCAGCAGCAGCGACGGCGGCGGCGGAGCUGAGGCGGGCUGGGCGCUGCUGACGCGCGCGCUGGAGAGCGGCGACGCCCGGAGCAGUGAGGGAGCAGCAGAGCGACGCGGGGUCCGUGCCGUGCCCCGGCUCCACGCCGCCCGGCCUCCGCCGCUCCGGCGCGGCAUGCCCCACCGUUCCGGCUGAGCUUGCCUCGGCGGCCGCCCCCCGGCCCCCGCCCCCCGUCCUCCCCGCCCCCCGCCCCGCACUCCGCGCCCGCCGCGACCUGCUGCGCUCGCCCGCGCGGCCCAUCUUCGCUCCGGUCUGGAGGCCCGCCGCGGCCCCGGCCGAGCCCCCGCCCUCGCGCCCGCCGCCCACCCGCGCUCGCCGGGGGGCCGUGCUGCCGCGCCUGCAGCCCCUCGCCCCGCGCCCGCCGCCCCUCGUGUCCCGGGGGCGCUGCGCGGGCGCCGAGCCCGCGCGGGCUCUGCCUUUGCCGCCGCCCCUGCCGCCCCUGCGGCCGCCGCCGCCGCUGGUGGGGGAGCCGCGGGGUUGGGGGGGCAGGAGGGCGCGCGCGGGGCCGGCGGCGAGCGGCGGCACCCCCUCCUCUGUGGGCUCCGCGGACAUGGCUGCAGCGGUAGCGGUGGCGGCCGCGUCCCGGCGGCAGUCCUGCUACUUGUGUGACCUGCCCCGAAUGCCCUGGGCGAUGAUCUGGGACUUCACGGAGCCCGUGUGCCGCGGCUGCGUCAACUACGAGGGUGCCGACCGCGUCGAGUUCGUCAUCGAGACCGCGCGGCAGCUCAAGCGGGCGCACGGCUGCUUCCCGGAGGGCCGCUCCCCGCCCGGCGCCGCCGCCGCUCCGGCUGCUUCGAAGCCGCCGCCGCUCUCGGCCAAAGACCUCCUUCUGCAGCAGCAGCAGCAGCUCGGCCACGCCGGCCCGGAGGCGGCCCCGCGCGCCCCACAGGCGCUGGAGCGCUACCCGCUGGCCGCUGCGGAGCGGCCCCCACGCCUUGGCCCUGACUUUGGGGGCGCCCGGCCGGCCGCGGGCCUGGCUCAGCCGCCGACGCCGCAGCCCGUGAACGGCAUUCUGGUGCCCAACGGCUUCUCCAAGCUGGAGGAGCCGCCGGAGCUGAACCGCCAGAGCCCGAACCCGCGGCGCGGCCACACCGUGCCGCCCACGCUCGUGCCGCUCAUGAAUGGUUCGGCCGCGCCUCUGCCCGCCGCGCUUGGCCUCAGUGGCCGAGCCGCCGCCUCGCUGGCCGCCGUGUCCGGAGCCGCAGCCGCCGGCCUGAGCUCUGCGCCGCCCGCCGAACUGGGCGCGCACAAGCGUCCGGCGUCUGUGUCCAGCUGCGCGGCCGCGGAGCACGAGCAGCGUGAGGCGGCGGCCAAGGAGAAGCCGCCGCCGCCAGCGCACCGCGGCCAGGCCGACAGCCUGUCCACCGCGGCUGGGGCCGCCGAGCUGGGCGCCGAGGGCACGGGCAAAGGCCGUGCGCCAGGAGAGCAGGACUGGGUCAACCGACCCAAGACGGUGCGGGACACGCUGCUGGCGCUGCACCAGCACGGCCACUCGGGGCCCUUCGAGAGCAAGUUUAAGAAGGAGCCGACCCUGACUGCAGGCAGGUUGUUGGGGUUCGAGGCCAACGGGGCCAACGGGUCUAAAGCAGUUGCAAGAACAGCCAGGAAAAGGAAGCCUUCUCCAGAACCGGAAGGUGAAGUCGGGCCCCCUAAAAUCAAUGGAGAGGCACAGCCGUGGCUGUCCACGUCUGCUGAAGGGCUCAAGAUCCCCAUUAAUCCUGCGUCCUCUUUUGUAUCUCCACCACCACCCACUGCCUCACCUCAUUCCAACCGGACCACACCGCCCGAAGCAGCCCAGAACGGCCAGUCCCCCAUGGCAGCCCUGAUCUUAGUAGCAGACAAUGCAGGGGGCAGUCACGCCUCGAAGGAUGCCAGCCAGGUUCACUCCACCACCAGGAGGAAUAGCAGCAGUCCACCCUCUCCGUCCUCAAUGAACCAAAGAAGGCUAGGCCCCAGAGAGGUGGGGGGCCAGGGGGCCGGCAGCACAGGAGGACUGGAGCCAGUGCACCCCGCCAGCCUCCCGGACUCCUCUCUGGCAGCCAGUGCUCCCCUGUGCUGCACCCUCUGCCACGAGCGGCUGGAGGACACCCACUUUGUGCAGUGCCCAUCGGUCCCUUCACACAAGUUCUGCUUCCCUUGCUCCAGACAAAGCAUCAAACAGCAGGGAGCUAGUGGAGAGGUCUAUUGUCCCAGUGGGGAAAAAUGCCCUCUUGUGGGCUCCAACGUCCCCUGGGCAUUCAUGCAAGGGGAGAUCGCAACCAUCCUUGCUGGAGAUGUGAAAGUGAAAAAAGAAAGAGACUCGUGACUUUCCAGUUUCUGAAAAACCCAGUCAUUACCCUUAACUAAAACUGCUUGAAUUGUAUAUAUAUCUCCAUAUAUAUAUAUAUAUCCAAGACAAGGGAAAUGUAGACUUCAUAAACAUGGCUGUAUAAUUUUGAUUUUUUGAAUACAUUUGUGUUUCUAUAUUUUUUUUGACGACAAAAGGUAUGUACUUAUAAAGGCAUUUUCUUCUUUUGUUAACGUUAUUAGCAUAUCUCUGUGCUUUAUUAUUCUGGUGACAGUUACCGUUCAAUGUAGGCUGUGACUUGCGCUGCUUUUUUAGAGCACUUGGCAAAACCCAAAAUGCUUCUAGCCGUGUUUGUAUGCACUUACUUUAAAAAGAAAAAAAAAAAGCCAAAUACAUUUUCUGACAUUGUAAGAUUGCCUUACUGUCUGUUAUUCCUUGUUGCUGCCCCUUUCUCAGGCUGGAGGCCAACUGGUGGAGAAGGAAAGGAAGUGAAUGCAAGGGGCGCUGUUGCAAAGUGGGCAUGCCACUGGGAAAUACCAAGUUUACCCCCAGAACAUUAGCUUUUCAGUCUUUCUGUAUUUUGUUCUUAAAGUUCAGUUGUUGGGACAUUAAGGACUGCCUGAGAGUUGCUGCUGAGAGAUUUUUGGGACUGGUUUUGAGGGGAAUCUUUUUUUUUUUUUUAAGGCAAACUUGAUCACUGUUCGCUGCCCACGUAAUCAGUUGUAAGAUGAUAAUGCUGCAUGCUAGUUGGUUACAUAAUACACAAUUCAGUGACGGAAGGUGGCGAUGAUGGUGGCGUGUACGGCAUGGCACUGCCAUCUUUGACCAGGGCCUGGCUCUGCAGCGCCCCUUCAUCCUUGUAAACACCCCAGAGCUCUGUUGUUGCUGCCAUUGUCAUGUCCCCGGGAGAAAGUUGCAGGAGAAGUUCCAGUCCAGGCGAACUUGGAGAUUGUGGGGUCGGUUUCGUUUCUGUUUUGUGUGUUAUUUUUUUUUAUCAUUUCCCUGUAGUGCCGUUGCUGUUGAUGCUAUCGACCACACCAUUUCUCGUGAGUGCUAACUACAGUAUGGUACAAUGACAGCAGCAGCACAGGGUGCUGCCAGGACUGCCCGUGGGCAUAUUGGUGACAGCCCGGAUGGGGUGGAGGACACCUGUAAUUUCUUCCUUACAUGUGUUUGAAAUACCAAGUGAAUAAUACAGGUCUCCUGGGAAGAAAUGAUAAACUAGUGAAAACUAAAGAAAAGGUUUGACAUCAUAGACAGGUUCCACUUCUCAACUAUUUUUAGAAGCCUUUUGUAAACUGAUUGCUUUUGAUCACUAUUUUGCAUCAGUAAAAUGAUUUUUUAAACCAAUAAAUCAUCAGUUAUUAGAAAUA
Messenger RNA from Artibeus jamaicensis (Jamaican fruit-eating bat), 4260 nucleotides. It is a transcript of the gene IRF2BP2, whose product is annotated as interferon regulatory factor 2 binding protein 2. Gene Ontology annotation, cellular component: nucleus. The transcript is spliced from 2 exons. Bases 1151 to 2905 code for a protein of 584 amino acids. NCBI's taxonomy places the organism in Eukaryota, Metazoa, Chordata, Mammalia, Chiroptera, Phyllostomidae. Gene Ontology annotation, molecular function: transcription corepressor activity. Gene Ontology annotation, biological process: regulation of transcription by RNA polymerase II. The record is from RefSeq and is a predicted model, not a curated record.